UUUCCGUUAGUUUUUUCCUUCUGCCUCAGGUCAGUAACUGCGCAUGCGCGAGAUUUUGAGCUGGAAACCUUGGGCGUAACCCUUCAAACUUCCAGAAACGCGUUUUCCAUUACGGGAUUUGUCCCUCACCGGCUGCCAUUCUGGAUACCAUUUCCCCUCUAUCUGCUACAACCCGAUUUUUCCCUUUAACUUUUUUAUCAGGUUUUUAUCUAUAAAACACAGUGCCUUUGUGUAUCCUUGGUCGUUUAGGUUUCGUGUUUAUUCCGCGCAUGUACGGAGCACAAUGUUCACCACUACCGGGUCCAGAGGACUGUAUAAAGCUCCAGUGUCGAAGAGCCUGCUGCUGAUUCCCACUGCCUUCACCGUGCUGCUGCUCAUGGCUCUGCCUCAGUACCAGAAGCUGUUCGUCUACAGCCUGCAGGCUAUCGCACACCACGGCCAGUUGUGGAGGCUGCUGUGUGGGAGGCUGAUCUGUCUGGAUUUAAAGGACACGUUCUGCAGCAGUCUGCUCAUCUACAACUUCCGCAUAUUCGAGAGGAGGUUUGGCAGUCACAAAUUCGCUUCCUUCCUGUUUGGAACCUGGGUUCUGUCUGGAUUUCUGGACUUCCUGUUGGCCGAGGCUGUUCACUUCCUGUUUGAGCUGCAGGUGGACGUGCUACCGGCCGGACUGCUGGGUCCAGUCUUCGCCCUCUUUGUGCCUUUCUUCUGUUCCGUCCCUCAAGUUCAGGUCACUCAAUUGCUGCACUACGUCUCGAUCAGCAACAAGUCUCUCGUGUACAUCGUGGGCCUGCAGUUGCUGACCUCUAGUGCUUACAUGUGGGUUGUGGCUCUGAGCGGAUUGGUCUCAGGCGUGCUGUACUACAAUAACGUGUUGGCUCUCCAGCGGUUCCUGUAUGUUCCACAGUGGCUGGCACGCUGCAGCUCUCAGCUCCUGGAGCCCAUGUUCUCAGGCACAGAGCCGCACGCUGAGGCCCCAGUGGGAAUGGGAGCCACGUUGGACAUCCAGCGACAGCAGCGCAUGGACAUGCUGGACCAACAGCUGCUGCUCUCACAGCUGGCGCAGCUUAGGAGAAACGCCCAGCAGCCACCACCACAGCAGCAGGGUGGACUCCUCAACCGAUUCUUUCCGGGUUUGCGACACAGAGGUCAGAACGUGAAUCACAUGCAGCCUCACUCCGUGGACCCACCAGUGGCUGAGGAGCAGGUCAGGAGGCGAACACACGCACAGUCACAAGCGCAGGCAGUGGCGAGGCUGAUGGAGAUGGGUUUCUCCAGACUGGACGCUCAGGAAGCUCUCCGAGCAUCCAACAACGACAUCAACAUGGCCACCAACUUCCUGCUCCAGCACUGAGGCUGAGCGUCACAGGGCGGAGCAGACGGAAACGGCGCUGCAGCGACUGGAAAACACGACGCACGGACACUACGUCGGAAGACUGGAACAGUAACAUAUUGUCUGGAGCUAGUGGUGUCAAUUCCUCUCAAACCGCUCUGUGAUUGGGUGGUGAGGAGCCGCCGAAGCUGCCGCUACUGUUUCCUGCCGACUCCAGCAGAAUAGAGCCGGGAUGGUGGCAGAGGACGGCACGGUAUUACGUCAGGGCUUGCGUUCUCUGGCCUCGCCGUCCCUCUACAACCUCCAGCACUGCACAUUCUUAUUAAUAAGCCCACGUAUAGUGGCGAUGAUGAUGAUGAUGAUGAUGAUGUGAUUGAAGAGUCUUAAAAGGAAAUCGAGACCUCAUAAAAAGACUCAUAUUUAGACAUAGUUGUGGACUAGUGUGUUGUUUUGAAGAAUUUUAAACUUGUGGGACUUUACAGUUAGAGGAAUAAUUUGCGCAAUUUUUGUUCGCCAUGUUUCUUAGUUUUGUUCAGGAGGCUAAUAUAGAUAAAUAAACGGAAGUCAAUGUCACCCAAAAUCUGUUCAACUACAGUCAUCUACACUCAUUUAUACCUUUUAAUAUGUACAGUAUCGUUUACCCAGAAAGGUGUGUGUGUAGUGUACUAUGAACGCUUUACUCUAAAAGGUCAUUACAGUUCAAUGACUGACUUUAAAGGUGCACUAUAUCCAUAUUUCCAGGUGAAAAUAAAAAGUAUAUAUUAAAGAUGCAAAACAAAUGGGUACAACAACUGCGAGAACUAAAUGUACAGUUUGCUACCCGUAUAAACCCGAACAAAACUUUCACCUUAUAUCAUUUUUGACAACCAGAAUCCUCCAGAUUCUUGGACAACCAUGUUUUUUUUUCUGUUGUUGUUUAUUUUACCCCCCCUUCCAUAUUUAUAUCAAAUGACCGAUACCAAAUGUGGGGAACGAAAGCUAAUACGUGUUUCUUCUGAGACGUGACAACUCCAUCUUAUCAAAUUCCAUCACACGGCAAAGUAAGACACUCUGAGGAAAGCGCAAUCUGCCUUCUCGAGCUCACAGAUUCCCACGAUUGGCUUGUGUCACUCUGAUUGAUUGACAGAUGAGAGAGAGAAUCCCUCCCACCCAAAGAGAAUGGUCAAUUUUUGCUCCCUUUGCCACCCGUUGAUGGCUGUGGCAUCAUCAGGAUUCGAACUCGCCGUCUCCCAAUGAUGAUGGCGUGAACUACGUUGUUCGAAGCACGUUACAGUAUAUGAAGAUUUGGGUGUGUGUUUAUGGAAAUGAUCUUGGGUGAGAUUUCAUCCCAUUAUUGUUUGCUACAUUAGCCUCAUAACUCCAGUACAAAACACGAAGCAGAUAUCGAACAUGUUCUGUGAACGGGGGGAAAUUGUGUACAUUUUUGGUUUUUCAUCAAACAGUCCCUGGCUCUGCCUGUUCUUUGUGAAACCUUCAAAACGAAGCAUAAGCUCGUAAAUUCAAACCUUGUGAAUAAUGUAUGUUGACGUGACAUAACCAGGUUAAUAAUUACCAUGUGAUUAUUCAUGAUUAAUUCAUAAUCAUUUAAAGUAAGUAUUGUGUUAGAAUAUGACCGUCAUUAAAGGAGUCGCUUUGGUGAGGACUAAAAUGUACACAGUUUUCCAUUUACGCAAAUGAGACGUAUUUUUUUUGGCUGAUGUUUGUGACCGCUGGUUUUACUGGAGGUGAAAGUCUAGCUAACAAAUAAUAAAAAUCUAUCUCA
Messenger RNA from Ictalurus furcatus (blue catfish), 3092 nucleotides. RefSeq names its product UBA domain containing 2 (gene ubac2). The transcript is spliced from 9 exons. NCBI's taxonomy places the organism in Eukaryota, Metazoa, Chordata, Actinopteri, Siluriformes, Ictaluridae. Gene Ontology annotation, molecular function: protein binding; serine-type endopeptidase activity. The record is from RefSeq and is a predicted model, not a curated record. Bases 284 to 1351 code for a protein of 355 amino acids.